This is a messenger RNA of Anguilla rostrata (American eel), 3122 nucleotides long. RefSeq names its product coronin-2A-like. The record is from RefSeq and is a predicted model, not a curated record. Gene Ontology annotation, molecular function: actin filament binding. NCBI's taxonomy places the organism in Eukaryota, Metazoa, Chordata, Actinopteri, Anguilliformes, Anguillidae. The transcript is spliced from 12 exons. The coding region runs from base 359 to 1918 and encodes 519 amino acids.
GUUUCACAUCGUCUCCUCUUAUUGGCACAGAGCGGUGUGCACUGCUCGGCUCUAAGUCACUGCGACGAGUCCAGUCUGUGCUCUAUCGUAGACUAGCCUGCACACUCAGCCGCUUCGCUCUCCUCCCUCAGUUGAAACUGUCUCCCAGAACCCGACCGUCAUGACUUCUGCAUGAACAUCACACAACUAAAUGUGGGACGGCCUGCACGAAUCUGUUCAACCCUGGAAAUUCAGACAAUCCUAAAUACUGAGCCUCGCAGACAGUGCUCCUGCCUGAACACCGAGCGACUGAGUGGGCGCUACUGGACUACUGCAGUUUGCGACUCGCAAGAAAGCUUUCCACCUGCACAAGGCUUGCAUGACCAUCACGAAGAUGUCAUGGCGUCCUCAGUACCGCAGCUCCAAGUUUCGGCACGUGUUCGGAAAGCCCGCCACCAAGGAGCACUGCUAUGACGGCGUCCCCAUCACCAGGAGCGUCCAGGACAACCAGUUCUGCGCCGUCAACCCCUGGUUCAUCGCCGUGGUCACCGAGUGCGCUGGAGGCGGAGCCUUCCUCAUUCUCUCUCUUAACCAUACAGGAAAAGUGGACCCUCACCACCCGCGGGUUUCUGGACACAAAGGAAACGUCCUGGACAUCAAAUGGAACCCUUUCGAUGACCUCUGCAUCGCCUCGUGCUCGGAGGACUGCACGGUGAAAAUUUGGGACAUUCCGAAGCACGGGCUGCUGAGGAACCUGACCGUACCCGUGAAGGAGCUGCAGGGUCACUCCAGAAGGGUGGGGCUCAUCGAGUGGCACCCCACCGCAAACAACGUCCUGUUCAGCACGGGCUACGACUACAAGGUGAUGGUUUGGAAUCUGGACUGUCCGGAUCAGGUGAUCAAGAACCCCAUGAAGACCAUCAGCUUCCACACGGACGUGGUCCUCUCCAUGUCCUUCAACACCGACGGCAGCCUCAUGGCCACUUCCUGCAAGGACAGGAAGAUCCGUGUCAUCGACCCCCGCGCUGGGACCCUCCUGCAGGAGGGUAAAAGCAAGUCGCAGAAGGUGAACAAAGUGUUGUUCCUUGGAAAUCUGAAGAUGAUCUUCUCAACAGGAAAUUCAACGUGGAACAACAGGCACGUUGCCCUGUGGGAUCAGGACGAUCUCUCGAGGCCUUUGGUAGAAGAGGACCUGGACGGUUCCUCAGGAGUUGUGUUUCCCUUCUAUGACCCCGACACCCACAUGCUCUAUCUUGCUGGAAAGGGAGAGGGUUAUAUCCGAUACUAUGAGUUGAAUUCAGAGAAGCCUUACAUGCAGUACCUGAACGACUACCGCUCUCACCUACCUCAGAAGGGGCUGGGUGUUAUGCCAAAGAGAGCUCUGGAGGUCAGAUCCUGCGAGGUGUUCAGAUUCUAUAAGCUGGUGACGACGAAGAGCGUGAUCGAGCCGCUGUCCAUGAUCGUCCCCCGGAGGUCGGAGUCGUACCAGGACGACAUCUAUCCCAUGACCGCGGGGAACCGGCCGGCUCUGAGUGCGGCCGAGUGGCUCAGCGGACAGGAUAAAGGGCCCGUCCUGAUAUCACUGAAACCGGGAUGGAAGCCAGAGGAAGUGUACUCGGACCUCACCCCCGGAAAACCCCAAAACAACAACUCCCUGGAGUCCAAAUACGCCCAGAUUCGCUCUGGCCUGCCCCAGCAGCCCGUGAUCGAAGACCGCCUGCAGGCCAAAGAGGGCAAGGAGUCCAACGCCUUCAACGACAUGUCCAACGGCCGCGACCCCUUGCCGUGUUCGCCCCCGAAAACUGAGAAUGAGCUCUUGCAGACGUUUUACCGGCAGCAGGAGGAGAUCUGUUCCCUGCGGGAGGCUCUGGCCCAGAGAGAUGUGCGGAUAACACAGCUCGAGCUGGAGAUCAUGAACCUCCGCAACACCUCCACCUAAACCCCGUCCCACCUCCACCCAAAAUCCCCCGGCACAACUGCACCUAAACCAUUACCCCUCCCUCUCCCUCUCCCCAAGCAUCUGAUGUGUAACAAUUUACUAUGUGAUUUUUUUUUUUUUUAUGGACUUUGGUUUAGGUUUUCCCACAUUGUUUUUAUGCUUCUGAGCUAUGCAAGUCUUAAUUUUUUUUUAUAAUGCCCCUUUAUUGACUAUUUGUAGGUGCCUGUCUUUAACGUGUUUAACACAGAGAUCUCAUGAAUAGAGAAAUGGGCACACGCGAUUGAACAAAGCAAAACUUAUUUGUUAGAUUCUGUUAGAAAUUUCUAAGGAAUUUUAAGGAAAGGGCUGAUCUUUUGAACUAUGCCUGAAUGGAUGAUGGAUGUAUUUAUACUAUAGUGAACGUGAAUGAUGGAUGUCAUUUAUACUGAGUGGGACAGUCCAGCUCUUAUCUGCGGGUUGCAGAACCUUUUUUAAAAAAUUGCAGUUAUUUAUUUUUGUUUUGCUUUUAUAUUUGGAGGAAAAGCCAAACUUGUCAUUGUGAAUAAUCACUGCCUUGAGAACACAUAAGACAUGAUACUGGGAUUAAUAUGCUGACUAUUCAGCUGUUUACAAACCAGAACUGCAGCAUACUGCUCAACACACACACACACACACACAUACCAGCAGCAUCCUUUACACACAGACACACACACACUACCUUUAAAAGGCACUGUGGUUUGGGUAUGUAGGGAAUGUAUUGCACGGGGAAUAAGGACGUUCUAUUUAGUUGUAUCUAUUUUAGUUAUAUUAUACUUUGGCUGUUCUUGUUUUUUUUCCCCCAUUUAGGGUGAAGUUGACUACACGUCAGUGUUGAGGUAAAACUCCUGGCCCUUUUAGCUUUAGCUGGUUGAGGAGUGCCACUACUGAAUAGAUUAAGAGUUUCACGUUCAGAGGAUAAUUCGGUGUCACGUAGAUCACUUUGCGUGGUUCCUGGUGGUGUGCCGAAGACUUAAAUUCACUCACGUCGUCUCAGGUUCGUUGGGAAAGGGGUCGAGCAUUCCUCCGGAACACCGGUCACUGCAGGGGAGGCCUGUGUCUGUUUCACAUCAGCAGUUGUAAAUGGUCAGCGCUAUAUUUUUAAUGAAUUAAGAGCUGAAUUUGAGGAGCUGUUGCUAUGUACAAAUAUGACGUACAGGGAAUUCAAUAAAUAUUUUCCUAUCUCUUA